AUGAGUGGUACCCUUACAUAUCUUGCCCUCAGAAAUAGUGGGUUAGGAGGUCAUAUUCCAAAGAGUUUUGGGGAAAAGAUGUCUGUCCUUGCAGUCCUUGACCUGAGCUAUAAUAGUUUAGGGGGUUCCAUUCCAGAAUCGUUUGGUAACAUGGUCAAGUUAACAUAUGUUUCCCUGGAGCAGAAUCUGUUAGAAGGUCGCAUUCCUGAAGCUUUAGGGAAUAUGUCUAACCUUGAACACCUUGAUCUUACCGAUAAUACACUUGAAGGUGAAAUACCGAAAUCCAUUUGGGACAUAUGCACUUUGCGUGAAUUGUACAUGCCUUCAAACAUUCUUACUGGUGACCUCCCUGACCUUAGUCUAACAUCAUCCAGCUGCACAAAUCACUCUCUGCAGAUGUUGGAUUUACGUGACAACCGAAUCAUGGGGUUAUUUCCUUAUCUUUCAUUGUUCUCCUCUUUGAAGUCCUUGGAUCUUUCCUCAAAUCAAAUAGGUGGAAGUGUACAUCCAAGUAUUGGCCAAUUAUCACAGCUGGAGAAGUUAGAUAUUUCAAAUAACCUUUUAGAAGGUGUCAUUUCUGAAGCUCACUUUUUGAAACUCUCCAAACUAAGGUACUUGGAUUUAUCUUCAAACAAAUUAUUGAUUUUCAAUGUAAGUUCUGCUUGGGCUCCUCCUUUCAGAUUGGAAACCAUAUCCCUUAGUUCUUGUAAGCUGGGCCCUAAAUUCCCAAAUUGGCUUCAAACUCAAGUCAAUUAUUCAGUGCUUGAGAUUUCCAACACAGGAAUUUCAGAUUCGAUUCCCAUCUGGUUUUGGAACACAUCUACUGAAUUUCAUAUUAUGAAUGCUUCUAACAACCAAAUCAGUGGAAGAAUUUCAGAUCUUUCAAUAUCUAAUUGGGGAGCUUUCCCUGAAGUAGAUUUCAGUUCCAAUCAAUUAGAAGGUGCAAUUCCAAUGUUUCUCUUCAAUGUGACAGCACUGCACCUUUCAAGGAAUAAAUUCUCGAACCUCAAUUGUUUAUGUGACGUUAAAGGUCGCGCAGGUUUGGUAUUUUUAGAUAUCUCAUUUAAUCAAUUAUCAGGGACACUUCCCAAUUGUUGGUCAAGUUUAGAUAGUUUGGCACUUCUCAACUUGGCACACAAUUAUAAUCUAUCAGGGAAACUUCCAACCUCCAUUGGCUCAUUGUUGUUCAUUCAGGCAUUACAUCUUGGCAAUAAUAAUUUUACAGGUGGACUACCUUCAUCCUGGAAAAACUGCUCAUGGUUCGUAGCUUUUGAUGUGGGAGAGAAUAACUUGUCAGGACCAAUUCCAAGUUGGAUAGGGGAAAGUCUAACAAAGCUUGCUAUACUUACCAACAAUCUAAGUGGACAAAUUCCUGCUAGGAUUGGUGACAUGAACUCGUUAGAUGCACUCGAUUUGUCAAAUAACCAUUUGCUGGGUCGAAUUCCUCAAGGUCUUGCCCUGAUUGAUGGCAUGGGCGUGCUAGACUUGUCAAACAACAACUUAUUGGGUAAAAUUCCAACAAGAAAUACUGGUAAACUUCAAAGCUUUGAUGCAGAAGCAUACAUGGGGAAUCCUAGACUUUGCGGAGAUCCACUCUCUAACAAGUGUCUAGGAGAAGAGGCAACUCCUCCUCCUAGAUCUACUGAAGAAGCUGGCAACAUUAAUGGAGAAGACACAGACAAGUUUAUAAGCCAAGGAUUUUAUGCGAGUACAGGGAUUGGAUAUGCUGUUGGAUUUUGCGGAGUUUUUGGCACGUUGACCUUCAGCAAGUCAUGGAGGUUUGCAUAUUUCAGACUCUUAAACGAUUUGGCAGAUUGGAUUUAUGUUAUGGCUGCACUGCACAAGGCAAAGUUCCUCAGGACACUCCGAGGUUAUUAG
Molecule: messenger RNA, 1878 nt
Organism: Ziziphus jujuba (common jujube)
Lineage: Eukaryota; Viridiplantae; Streptophyta; Magnoliopsida; Rosales; Rhamnaceae
Product: receptor-like protein EIX2
Exons: 2
Coding region: 1-1878 (625 amino acids)
Molecular function (GO): protein binding
Source: RefSeq, a predicted model, not a curated record